This is a messenger RNA of Rhizoctonia solani, 1095 nucleotides long. Its product is annotated as aquaporin, Major intrinsic protein family. Gene Ontology annotation, molecular function: glycerol channel activity; water channel activity. The record is from RefSeq and is a predicted model, not a curated record. Gene Ontology annotation, cellular component: plasma membrane. NCBI's taxonomy places the organism in Eukaryota, Fungi, Basidiomycota, Agaricomycetes, Cantharellales, Ceratobasidiaceae. Bases 1 to 1095 code for a protein of 364 amino acids. Gene Ontology annotation, biological process: water transport; glycerol transmembrane transport. The transcript is spliced from 11 exons.
AUGUCUUCUCCUCAUACUCAAGCCAUUACUCCUGAUUCUCCUGGUGUGCACGGGCGUUCCAGUUAUAUAUACAGCAGCGACACUGCACGAACACGCCCGAAUUCGAUGGACAUUCACGAGAAAUAUGACCAUACCAGGCACCUCGAGCAGGCCAACCAAGCCAGCUCUGACGACGACCUUGACCAUGUUACGGAAUUUCCUAAUAAAUGGGCAAAAAUUCGAUACUUCCUCCGGGAGCCGGCGGCCGAAUUUCUUGGGACCAUGAUUCUCAUCAUCUUUGGCACGGGCGUCAAUUGUCAAGUUACCCUGUCAGGUAGUACUGCAGUAUCGUCAGGUCCAAAAGGAGAAUAUCUUUCGAUUUCUUUUGGAUGGGCCAUUGGUGCGGCGCUCGGAGUAUGGGUAUCUGGUGGCAUCUCUGGUGGUCACAUCAAUCCAGCAGUCACCCUUGCCCAGGCUAUCUUCCGUGGAUUUUCGUGGAAGAAGGUGCCUUCCUACAUUCUUGCUCAGACCUUGGGUGCAUGCACUGGCGCGGGUCUUGUAUAUGCAAAUUAUCACCGGGCCAUUGACUUGUUCGAGGGUGGGCUUGGCGUAAGGACUGUACCCGGCACUGCUUCUUUGUUUACGACUUUUGCUGUGGACUAUCUUUCUAAUCUCCAAUGCUUCUUUUCCGAAGUCCUUGGAACUGCUAUCCUUCUCAUCGUGGUCGCUGCGGUCACUGAUAAGCGCAAUGGCCCUCCCCCCAGCGGGUUGGUUCCGCUCGUUAUUUUCAUUACAAUCCUUGGGGAGGGUGCUUGCCUUGGUAUGCAAACUGCAUAUGCGAUCAACCCUGCUCGCGAUCUUGGUCCUCGUCUGAUGUGCUGGAUGGCUGGUUAUGGCCGCGAAGUGUGGAACUACCGAAGCCAGUACUGGCUCUACACCCCUAUUAUCGGUCCUAUUGUUGGCGCUAUUCUCGGCACUGCCAUUUAUGACGCCUUCCUCUUCACCGGCUCGGAAAGCAUUUUCAACAAGCCGGAUGCUGCCACCCGCCGUCGCCGCCUUCAUGCUCCCGCCGAAGCUAAGGGCAAGAUUAUUCCCUCUGGAGAGGACGCGGUUUAG